This is a messenger RNA of Linum trigynum, 1659 nucleotides long. The record is from the annotation of a GenBank genome assembly. Lineage: Eukaryota; Viridiplantae; Streptophyta; Magnoliopsida; Malpighiales; Linaceae.
AGCAAACCAAACCAUUUCUUUCAGCCUUGGAUCAUACACUGAUACACCAACAAGAAACUUGUACCAUUGCUUCAAUGAAAUGCUACCGCCCAGCUGAUCAAGAUCCCAGCCACCAGGCUAACCAUCAGCCGCAGCACCACAAUUUCGGGCAUGCUGAGCCCCAAUACCACUCAGAUGGUGGCCACCACCAGGUCUCUGGCAACUGCAACAACCAACUCAAGCACUCCCACAGCCAAACUGCUCAUGGCCAUGGCACGAUGAUGAGCCAUCACCAGAAACAAACCAGCUCGAACUUCUCUGCUUCCAACAGCCACGAGCAUCCUUGGGGCGCCACUGGCUUCAUGGGCCAUCAUGAUACCUCAUCUGGACAUCAGAAGCAUGGCAAUGCAUCAGCUGGCCAUACUGCUCUGGCCAUUAACCCACGGAAACCAUGCCCAAGCCGGUUACAAGAGUGGCCAUGAGGCUUUGGGCGGUCAUCACACGGCUGAUAACUGGGGCCAUGCUCAAACCGGCUUCAAGAGUGGUCAUGAGACUGCGGGACAUCAUAAGGCUGAUAACUGUGGCCAUGCUCAGACUGGCUUCAAGAACAACCAUGAGACGGCUGGCCAUCAUAACUCUGAGAGUCAUGGCAAUGGGAUGCUGAAAUUCAUCAAGAAUGUUGCUACUACUCUCGGCCAUGGCGAACAACAUGGCCAUGAGACCGCUUGCCAUCACAAGGCUGAUAGCUGGGGCCAUGCUCAGACCGGCUUCAAGAGUGGACACGAGACCGCAGGACAUCAUAAGGCUGAUUACUGUGGCCAUGCUCAGACUGGCUUCAAGGAGACGGCGGGCCAUCAUAACUCUGAGAGUCAUGGCAAUGGGAUGCUGAAGUUAAUCAAGAAUGUUGCCGCUACUCACGGCCAUGCCCAACAGCAUGGCACUCAUGGCAUGACUGCUGCAACUGAGUACUACAAAGGUGAGAAGAAAGUGGAGAAGAAGUGCUCAUCAAACGAGAUUAAAAUGAAAACAAAGAGCGGCGACCACAACAAGGUCAAGAAGAAUAAGAAGGACAAGAAGAACAAGAAGUGUGGGAAAGACAGCGGCAGCAGCAGCAGCGACAGUGAUUAAGCAUCUAAAUCAGCAGAAAUACUUGGGGACAACUUUAUUCAGCAUCUAAGUAUGCAAAGUCAAAAAGAUGUUGCUUUAUUAAAUAAAGGACCAAAGUGGUGGGCAGCUAGCACUAGCAGCUUAAUUUCACCAUUGGAAUAAAAGUGUUCUAGUAUGGUUUGCUUGUUGAAUUAAAACACAUAAAGAUCUUUACUUAACAUGAUACAACUCCAAAAUGGCAGCCACGUAGAACUAGGCGGCCCAAAAUGACGUUCAAUAUCAAUGAGCCAAAGCUAUAGACAAAGACGUGGAUAGUGACCCAAAAUGACAUUCAAUAUCAAUCAAGAGAUAGAUUUUGUUGCCGACCCAAAAUGCAUCCAUGUGGACUGUGAAAGACGUGGAAAUGCAAAGUUCAAACGGAGGCUCAGUUUUGCUAUGAAAUUCCAUUCAAGCUACAGAGAAAUUUAAACUUACCUUCGAGCAGAAUCAGAUUUCUCCAAGACCAGAGUCGGGACAAAGGGUAUCAGUCAUAACAUAAAACAAUAAAAUUGUGAAUAAAGGGAAUUGAAAAGC